This is a messenger RNA of Abrus precatorius (Indian licorice), 3303 nucleotides long. Its product is annotated as coatomer subunit gamma-2-like. Lineage: Eukaryota; Viridiplantae; Streptophyta; Magnoliopsida; Fabales; Fabaceae. The record is from RefSeq and is a predicted model, not a curated record. Gene Ontology annotation, cellular component: endoplasmic reticulum-Golgi intermediate compartment; endoplasmic reticulum; Golgi membrane. Bases 524 to 2938 code for a protein of 804 amino acids. Gene Ontology annotation, molecular function: structural molecule activity. The transcript is spliced from 18 exons. Gene Ontology annotation, biological process: endoplasmic reticulum to Golgi vesicle-mediated transport; intra-Golgi vesicle-mediated transport; intracellular protein transport.
GUGUAGCACUGAUUUGUCUAUAAACUUUUUAAGUGUUGCAUUCGCAGAGACACUACACACAGAACAGAGAUCUCACAGAUUCACCGGCGAUGGCUCAGCCACUCGUGAAAAAAGACGAUGACCGCGACGACGAAGAUCGUUGAACAAGUUUCUGGUGAUGAGUUGACAGUGUAGAUCUUUUAGCUUUGUUACAUUUUUCUUUUUUCUUAGGUCCCGAGUCAGGGUGAUGUAUUGUGACGAGUCCUGCUCAUUAAUGUCGACGUAAUUGUGGGCAAAAUGUAAAUGUUACUAAUUGUGAUUUGAUUUUGGUUACUGAACAGCCGAGUAUUCCCCCUUUCUGGGAAUAGAAAAGGGGGCCGUUCUUCAGGAGGCCAGGGUUUUCAAUGACCCGCAAUUAGAUGCUAGGAGAUGUUCACAGGUUAUUACAAAACUCCUAUACCUUCUGAAUCAGGGAGAGACAUUUACAAAGAUUGAAGCCACAGAAGUUUUCUUUGCUGUGACAAAGCUGUUCCAGUCUAAAGAUAUGGGAUUAAGGAGAAUGGUCUACCUGAUGAUAAAGGAGAUCUCCCCCUCUGCAGACGAGGUUAUUAUUGUCACAAGCUCUCUCAUGAAGGACAUGAAUAGCAAGAUUGAUAUGUAUAGGGCAAAUGCCAUUCGAGUACUUUGUCAUAUCACAGACGGAACCCUCCUUGCCCAAAUUGAGCGAUAUUUGAAACAAGCAAUUGUAGAUAAAAAUCCGGUUGUUGCAAGUGCUGCUUUAAUUAGUGGCAUUCAUCUACUCCAAACUAAUCCUGAAAUUGUAAAAAGAUGGAGCAAUGAGGUUCAGGAAGCUGUUCAAUCAAGAGCAGCCCUCGUACAGUUUCAUGCACUGGCUUUGCUGCAUCAGAUACGACAGAAUGACCGGCUAGCAGUUAGCAAGUUGGUUACCAGCUUAACAAGGGGAACUGUUCGCUCACCUUUAGCCCAGUGCCUUUUGAUACGUUACACAAGUCAGGUUAUUCGUGAGUCAGGCAAUAAUACACAGUCAGGGGAACGCCCCUUCUAUGAUUAUCUUGAGAGUUGCCUUCGCCACAAGUCAGAGAUGGUGAUUUUUGAAGCUGCCAGGGCAAUAACAGAGUUCAAUGGUGUAACAAGUCGAGAAUUAAAUCCAGCAAUUACUGUUCUUCAGCUAUUCUUAAGUUCUUCAAAGCCAGUCUUGAGAUUUGCUGCUGUCCGCACCUUGAACAAGGUGGCUAUGACACAUCCAAUGGCUGUCACUAACUGCAACAUUGAUAUGGAAAGUUUAAUCUCUGACCAGAAUAGAAGCAUUGCCACCCUUGCUAUUACUACACUUUUGAAGACAGGAAAUGAAUCUAGUGUGGAUCGUCUUAUGAAGCAGAUCACAAAUUUCAUGUCUGAUAUUGCUGAUGAGUUCAAAAUUGUUGUUGUUGAAGCAAUAAGAUCAUUGUGCCUGAAGUUCCCUUUGAAAUACCGAUCUCUGAUGAACUUCCUGAGUAACAUUCUUAGGGAAGAAGGUGGUUUUGAUUACAAGAAGGCAAUUGUAGAUUCAAUUGUAAUCCUCAUUAGAGAUAUCCCUGAUGCAAAGGAAGCUGGAUUACUUCAUCUUUGUGAGUUCAUUGAAGAUUGUGAAUUUACUUAUUUGUCGACACAGAUACUUCACUUCCUGGGAAUUGAAGGACCAAAAACAUCAGACCCAAGCAAAUAUAUUCGUUACAUUUAUAAUAGAGUACAUCUUGAGAAUGCAACUGUUAGAGCCAGUGCUGUGAGCACACUGGCAAAAUUUGGUGCUGCAGUUGAUGCAUUAAAGCCCCGCAUAUUUGUUCUGCUAAGGCGAUGUCUUUUUGACAGUGAUGAUGAGGUUCGCGAUAGAGCAACACUUUACCUGAACACAGUUGGAGGUCAUGGUUCUGUUGUUGAGACUGAUAAAGAUGUAAAGGACUUCCUGUUUGGGCCAUUUGAUAUCCCACUUGUCAAUCUAGAGACUAGUUUGAAAAAAUAUGAGCCUUCAGAAGAAGCUUUUGACAUUAACGCUGUGCCCAAGGAGGUCAAGUCCCAGCCACUUGCAGAAAAGAAAGCCACUGGUAAAAAGCCAACUGGUUUGGGUGCUCCUCCAAGUGGUCCCCCAUCAACUGCAGAUGCGUAUGAAAGGAUGCUUUUGUCCAUUCCGGAGUGUGCAAACUUUGGGAAACUUUUUAAGUCCUCAGCACCUGUGGAGCUCACUGAAGCUGAGACAGAAUAUGCAGUUAAUGUUGUCAAACACAUUUUUGAUAGGCAUGUUGUGUUCCAGUACAACUGCACAAACACAAUACCAGAGCAGUUAUUGGAAAAUGUUAUUGUAAUUGUGGAUGCUUCAGAAGCAGAUGAAUUCUCUGAGGUGUUCUCCAAGCCUCUCAGGUCUCUUCCAUAUGAUUCACCUGGACAGACUUUUGUGGCAUUUGAGAAGCCUGAGGGAGUGCCAACAGUUGGAAAAUUUUCCAACAUUCUGAAAUUUUUUGUUAAAGAGGUUGAUCCAACCACUGGUGAGGCUGAAGAUGAUGGUGUUGAAGAUGAAUACCAGCUGGAGGAUCUUGAGGUUGUUGCAGCAGAUUACAUGUUGAAAGUGGGGGUGUCUAAUUUUAGGAAUGCAUGGGAAAGCUUGGGCCCUGAUUUUGAACGAGUGGAUGAGUAUGGUCUUGGUCCGAGGGAGAGCUUGGCUGAAGCCGUAAACACUGUUAUCAACCUUCUUGGCUUGCAGCCCUGUGAGGACACAGAAGUUGUUCCACCCAAUUCAAGAUCACACACAUGUUUAUUGUCGGGUGUAUUCAUUGGUAAUGUAAAGGUGCUUGUGCGAUUGUCUUUUGGACUUGAUGGUCCAAAGGAUGUUGCAAUGAAAGUGGCAGUCAGAUCUGAGGAUGAGAGUGUAAGCGAUGCCAUUCACGAGAUUGUGGCAAGCGGCUAAUCCAUUGAGUCAAGAAAUGUUGAGUUAAACGGCUGAUCUUUUUGUCAAUGAGAUUGGAGUUAAACAGGCACAUAGGUAGACGUGUGUAAAGAAUUACAAAAUUGUUGGUUGGUCCUAGUUCACGUUUUGUUUGUCCUUUCACUCAGUGCAUUCUUGUUAGACUAACAACUAUACUGGAAGUGUCAGAUCGAGCUUACUAGAGCACACUUCCUCGUGAUUAUACUUCAUUUUCCCUUGUAGUGAAUGUAAGAUGAAUUUUGAGAAUUUGCCUUAAUCAAUGACCGUGUCCUCAAUGAAUUGGAUACUUGUUGAAUGGCAAUUGUUAAUUACAAAAGACAUCGCUCUUGAGCCUGUCCAAAUUUACU